Carassius gibelio (silver crucian carp) is the source of this 3686-nucleotide messenger RNA. RefSeq names its product armadillo repeat-containing protein 2-like. The record is from RefSeq and is a predicted model, not a curated record. Gene Ontology annotation, biological process: sperm axoneme assembly; cilium organization. Lineage: Eukaryota; Metazoa; Chordata; Actinopteri; Cypriniformes; Cyprinidae.
AUGAAUGCCUUCACCUCUGACUCCCCAGCCACAAAGAGGCCUUUCACACCUCAGGAGAAGCAUCGGCAGCUCUCUGGAGAAUCAUCUUCUGCAUUCAGUCUACAUGCCCAACAUUUUGAAGCUCCUGACUCCAGGCCAGGCUCUGGAACUCGUCUCAGCCCACUGGAACAUAAACCCAGCCUGUCUGUGUCCCUGGAUGAGGAUGGCGGUGUUGAGGAUGCAACUCUUCCUAAACCCCCAGAUGAACGAGGAGGGAAUAAAAGGAUAGGAUCAGGAGGUUCAAGAGCCAGACUGCUUAGAGCAGCAUCCCCAAACAGACUACCACCCAUGACACCAAACUCAAAGACUAAGCUGUGGAUCGGAGCAUACCAACCAGGUGACACAGAAAAGCUGCGCUGUGCUGAUGUUGUGGAGCUAGUAACAAAAUCAUCCUCCGAAACAGACCUGCACAUACUUAUCCAACACAGGUUUUUUUUUUUUUUGAGAACAAACAUCUCUUUUGCUGUCUUCUAUGGGCACUUGAAUGUUAAUUGUUCUUUUAAUGUACUUGUACAUCUUGGGAGAGCUGACAUUCUUAGAUCACUCUUCAGGCUUAUAGAUGUGGGAUCGGACCGACUUAACCUAACAUUAGCCAAACUUAUUCUGGCACUCAGUCUGAGUGGAAACAACUUGCUGAACAUCUGCAAACUUGUCUUCAAAAUCAGCCGGAAAGCUACUAACAACACCCUGUUCCUAAACGGCUGCAUCCUUGACUCCCUACUAUCUCUGCUCCAUUGUGAGGAUGUGUGGAGUAAAGGUGAAGCUGUGCUGUACUGUGUCGGCUCACUGAAGCUCGUCUCAGGGAACACUGCCCUCUCCAGACUGCUGCUGUCUAAAGGCUUUAUCGGCGUACUGCUGCAGCUGUCAAAAAGACUGAUGCAUGGUCCAUCUACUUCAGCAAAUGUAACUUCUUACAAGUCAGAGGGAGAAGGUCAGCAAAUCAUCGCAGGACACAUACUGGUACAGGUCACAGCAGCUUUGAGAAAUAUAGCUGACCAGUCUGAGUCUCUGCCUUCUUUCCUGUCCAACAAGGCAUUCUUUACUCUUUGCUUGAUUCUGGAGAACCACCGCAAUGACACUGACAUCUGCAUUAAUGUGCCCAGAACAUUCAGCAAGCUGUCCACCUACACUGAAUGCUGUCAUGCACUAGCUGAGACACCAAGCUGCUGCAGCCUAUUUUUGGACCUGCUAGGCAAAUACAGCAGGAAACAGGAUCUGGUAGUGCGUCUCCUCUUCACACUUGGAAAUCUGACAGCCAAGAGCACUGAAUUCAUAGAGAGACUCUAUAAAGAGGAAGGUGGGAUAGAUGUCCUCUUGGAUCUUUUCCAGGUCUACCAGGAAACACCAUCGCCUCCUGAGAGAGAGGACGUCCUGGUCAAACUGAUCAGACUGCUGGCCAACCUAGCCAUCCAUCCCACCGUGGGCACGGCCCUAGCUGCCAACACGCUGCUACUGGAAGUGCUGGGUACAAAGCAUAACCAUGAAAUAUACACACAUUCCUCUAAGUGGUUAAUUAGUUUAUAGUUCAUUCAACAAAAAUUCCAUGUUUACAGAAAACCCACUGGCAAUGUACUUUACAAAUACUCAUGCAUUUCAAUGUGGUUGUCACUCUCAAAGCAUUGUGUACGUGACCAAUGCUUGGCAAAAGAGAUGUGACUUUAAACACACAGCAACACAGAUGUGUCAGGCUAAGUUUACUUCCUUGAACUUGAAUGAAUGUGCAAAGUUGGUGCAAUCACAUGCUGUUCUCUCCACGUCGAUUACUGGCACAGGCCCUCAAGUUACUGCAUCCUCUCCAAUGACGAGAACAGCCAGACUGCAAACUUCAUGUUUUUAUAAUGCUUAGCUCUAUUUUUGUGCAGCCUGGGGUUUUCAGAGAUGUUGCACAGUGGUUUCAUGGUGAUGGAUGGAAGCUCGGUUUUGGUUCUGCAUGUAAACGUUUCAGAAGCAGGCAUGUUAGGGUGAAGAGAUGGUUAUGCAUUUCCUUUUUGAAAUAGAGAAAGAGAUUUGUGUCCUGUGGAAAUAUGUCAGUUUUAGAAAGUGAGAAAUGAUAUUAAAACUAACUGCUAGAUUCUUGCAGUUAGAAAUGACAGUUAGAGGAUGCUGUUGUUUUUGUGUGUUGAGAUGUGGACAGUUAGAGAGGAAAUGGGUGGGAGAUUUAUUGUUUCUCGCUUAUCUACCUUAUGUCUGGUACAUUAGAAUGACAUCCUGUUAUGAUGAAAAUAUAAAUCGAGAAGGAAAAAGAAACUGAGAAAUCAAGGGUAACAAUGACAGAGCAUUUGCCACAACAAAAGGUGUUUCGAAAUGAACACACGCUUUGCAGUGUGACGCACAAACACUGACAGAGCAAACCGCACUUUGAAUGGGAAAUACAGGAUCUUACUACAGUCACACGCACUGGCAGAUUCUGACUACCUCAAUUUCGGAUUUAUCGUUAAGUACUCACACCGAAAUUCACACGAAUGGUUUUGAAACUUCUCAAAGAGGAAGUGACACCUGAUCAGCGAUCUGAUCUUCUGUACCAAGAAGCUGGGUAGAUUGCUUACACAUUGUAGUCCGUUGCUGAUUCCAAAUUACAUGACAGAAUUUGUAGUUUGUAACGUAAUUCAUACAUUACACAUUUUAGUACUCAUUUAUCAUGUUAAUUUAAAUAGGAUAUUCUUCGAUAUUUAGACAUAUUUGUUUACCUGCAUAUCAUUUAACCACUAACCAAUGUAAGAGAACUGUGAACGCUUUUAAUAGAGUCACUUUAAGUGAGUGCUAGAUGAUGGCAAAUGUGGUCUAAAUUAAAAAUCAAGGAAAUAAACAUGCGUUAUAUCAAUAAACAUAACGAAUUACACAUAUUUAUAAUGCAUCCCUAUUCUGUAUGUUUUCUCUAAGUUUUCUGUGUCUUCUGCCCUUCUGUCUCAGAGUGCAGGUGUGUACAGGAAAGUGAAGAAUUAGUGGUUAAUGCUGUGGCCACAAUCAACAACCUGUCUUUCUACCAAGGCAUGAGCUCAGUGGUCCGUGCCCAGCACACACACAUCUCACGGUGUAAAACGUGUGUGUGAACGCAGCCUGUAUGUUGCAUCUAAAGUAUGUUGCUGUAUGUUGCAUCUUUAGUGCUACUAAAGCUCUUGCUGAGCUCCAGUAUGGAUGCUGUUUUGGAGGCCACACGUGUGUUUGGAAAUCUGUCGCAGAUGUGAGGCACUUCAUCAUGCAGCAAAAAGGUGUGAGACACUCUCUCUUUAAUUUUUCGUUGUGUUGGUCUUUUGUGUCUCAGUGGAGCAGUAUGUGGUAACCCUCCUGGAUGUGUAUUUCUAUGCAUGUGGAGUUCUCAUCAACCUAUCUGCAGAUCCAGACAUCAGGGCCAUGCUGAGGGCCGAGGGAACUGUUCAGAAGCUUAUUGACUGUCUGCGUGACUUGGGGCCUCAGGACUGGCGUCUGGCUGCUGUGGUGUGUCAGACUCUGUGGAACUGCUCUUUAGAUGGAGAGCUGCAACACGCUGGAGAGCUGUUGGAGAUCUUGUGGCUCUACACAGGUAUACAUAAACACACAAGAUACAGCACUGGCAGUUUAAUAUGCUAAUUUGGUACAAUUAAUAAAAAAAUAAAAUAAAAGUGAUAACAGUUAUUGCUUGCAACAGUCAAAGAUAUUCAAAUAUUCAA